CUCUCUUUCACUGUCAUCAUUCAUCAAUGGCUCCCAUCUCAAAAUUCAUCCCUUUCUUAUUCUUAACAACCCUUUUGUUGUCUCUGCAAAUCAAUGCCAGAGACAGCCAGUUCUUCAGCAAAGUCUCCCAUGUCAACAACAACUUCAAAGAGACAGAGGUUCCCAAAAAUGAAGAACCACUAAAGAAGCCAGAGCAACAGCCAGUCUUUAUCCCAGAGACUGAAAACAGCUAUGGCCUUUAUGGCCAUGAGUCUGGUCAGAAUCCUCCCACCACCACCACAACCCCCACCCCCACCCCCACCACUUACCAGCCAUACAAAACCGAGACUGAGGAGAAAUUCAACAAGUACCCCAACAAAAAUUACUACAACUACAACAAAGAUUUCUAUAGAACCAACCAAAAUGAAAUGAGUGACACAAGACUCGCUGGCACUCCUUCCAGCAAUAACAACUACUUCUACAACAACAAGGAUGCUUUUGGUGAUAAGCAAAAUCAAUUGAGUGACACAAAGUACACAGAAGGAGGAUACAAUUCCAUGGAAAAUCAGAACAAGAAGAAGAAAUAUUACUACAACAACAACGCUGCCAACGACAAGAACUCCUUCCAAAACAAUGCUGUCAAUAACAAAUACUAUGGUGAGAGACAAGGAAUAAGUGAUACGAGGUUUAUGGAAGGUGGAAAGUACUUUUAUGACGUUGACUCUGAGAAGUACAACCCAACACUCUAUGGUGGCUCAUCCAGGGGAGUGAACUCUGAGAAUAUGGUCAACAACAGGGGUUACUUUGGCAACAACAAUGUAAACUCUUACGAGAAAAAGAACUCCAUGGAAGGUUACCAGAACCAGGAGGAGUUUGAAGAUGUCCAAGAAGACUUCGAACCUUGAGCUUGUAUCACCAACAGAGAUCAAUUUGCUUAUGAGUAUUGACUUUGGGUGUUCGCUGUUUUGCUGUUCUUUACAUUAAAAAAUCACAAAAAAAGAGUUGAAGGGUAGGAUAAUUUAUGAAGGGGUUUUACAUAGUGGUAAUGUUAUUAAAUCUUGCUUCUUGAAUUGCACAGUCUAUGUAAUGAUUUGGAAAUACGGCAUGGAGUAUGAGAGCAUGUCUAGUUUUUCUAUAAUGUUAAGUAAUCUUGUU
Gastrolobium bilobum is the source of this 1134-nucleotide messenger RNA. Its product is annotated as protein E6-like. The transcript has a single exon. Lineage: Eukaryota; Viridiplantae; Streptophyta; Magnoliopsida; Fabales; Fabaceae. The record is from RefSeq and is a predicted model, not a curated record. Bases 27 to 884 code for a protein of 285 amino acids.